Messenger RNA from Talaromyces marneffei, 1953 nucleotides. RefSeq lists its product as uncharacterized. The transcript is spliced from 2 exons. Gene Ontology annotation, biological process: maturation of SSU-rRNA from tricistronic rRNA transcript (SSU-rRNA, 5.8S rRNA, LSU-rRNA). Lineage: Eukaryota; Fungi; Ascomycota; Eurotiomycetes; Eurotiales; Trichocomaceae. Gene Ontology annotation, cellular component: nucleolus; small-subunit processome. The record is from RefSeq and is a predicted model, not a curated record. Bases 1 to 1953 code for a protein of 650 amino acids.
AUGGCAGCCAAAAAAAGAAAGGCUAGCAGCCGACAGUCGGCAGGCAAGAAAAAUGAUUCGGCCAUGCGAACGAAGUACAAUAUCAAUGAGACUUUUGACAACUCAGAAGAUGAGUUUAUGGCCGGCCGCGAUCAGGUUUUGUUAGAAGAAGGUCCAGAAGCGAAGAGAAGGCGCAAGUUGCAAGAAGAGGAAGCCGACCUUCAACCCUCCGACGAAGAAGUUCUCGGAUACGACGAGGACGAAGACGAGUUAGAUGACGAUGACGAUGACGAAUAUGAAAACGACUACACGUCCAGCAAGCGAAAAGGUGUAUCGGAUUCAGAGUCAGAUGCAGGCGCCAACGAUGAGGACGAAGAGGAAGGCCUCGAGGCCUGGGGUUCCUCAAGAAAAGACUAUUACAAUGCCGAUAUGAUCGAGACAGAGGCCGAUGCGCUCGAGGAAGAGAGUGAAGCAAAAAGACUACAACAGAAACACUUGAAGGCAAUGAAAGAGGCGGAUUUCGGCUUCGACGAAAUCGAUUGGGUGGAAUCUGGAAAGGGCCCCGAAGAUAGUAAAGACGGCCAAGAUGGGGUUGUUACUGAGGUACUACCCCAGCUGGAGAUUACAGACGACAUGGGUUCUGAGGAAAAACUCAAAGUCUUGAAGACGAGGUAUCCCGAAUUCGAACCCCUCGCAAAGGACUUUGUCGACCUCCAGACUGAGUACACAACUAUUCUGGCAGACGCCCAGAAAGCGGAAGAAGCUAUGGACGGUUCUGAGACGUCUGUUCCAGUACCAAUUAUUAAGUUUCGGGCACUGGCUUCUUACCUUGGAUCAAUCAGCAUGUACUUUGCUCUUCUUACGUCUCCCGCAGAGGAUGGUGAUGGAAAAACGGUUGCUCUGUCGCCAACAGAACUGCGAGAUCAUCCUAUCAUGGGAUCCUUAGUUAAAUGCAGACAACAAUGGGAAACUGUCAAGGAUUGGAGUAUCCCCGAGGAAUCCGAAAAUAUCGAAGAAGACGUUGAGGUUGAAGGUUCGGAAGUGUCCGUUGAAUUCGAACCAGCUGUACAGCAAUCCUCGAAAGAAAAGAAAUCGACCAAAUCAGCCCAGAAAGAAAAGAAGUUGAGCAAAUCACAGCAAGCAGCAGAGAAAGCACGCGCCGAAGCCGAAGCCCGUCGUGCCGAAAAGAUCAAGAAGGCUGAAGCCGGCUUGGCCGAUCUGGCCGACUUGGUCAAAACAUCCAGCAAAAAGUCUAAAGCACUAUCGAAAACCACAGGCUCUCAACCUCAAGAGGACGAUGAUUCUGACCUCGGCGACGAGGACGCCCUUACCGCCCACGAAGCCGAAGAAAAGGCUCGAAAGAAGCGCUCUCUGCGAUUCUAUACCUCUCAAAUUGCGCAAAAGGCCAAUAAACGAAACGCCGCUGGCCGAAAUGCUGGUGGUGAUGAAGAUCUACCAUACCGAGAACGUCUCAAGGACCGCCAGGCACGUCUCAACGCGGAAGCUGAGAGGCGUGGUCGUGCGCAAGCCAACGAGACUGAACAGCUGGGCGGUGACUCUGACGAAGAGGAUCACCGUCUUGCGCGCGAAGUCCGUGGCGAUGCCGCCGGCACAGAUGACGAUGAGUACUACGACAUGGUCGCCGCUCGCAACAAGCAGAAGAAAGCAGACAAAAAGGCUCGCGCUGAGGAAGCCGAGGCCGCUCAGAAAGGAGAGCGCUACGAAGAAGUUGAAGAAAUUGGACCCGACGGUAAACGUCGUAUUACAUACCAGAUUGAGAAGAACAAAGGUUUGACUGCGAAGCGGAACAAGGACGUACGCAAUCCGCGUGUCAAGAAAAGAAAGAAGUUUGAGCAGAAGAAGAAGAAGCUUGCUAGUAUCCGUCAAGUGUACAAGGGAGGUGAGGGUCGUGGAGGUUACGCUGGUGAGCUUACGGGUAUCAAGAAGAAUCUUGUCAAGAGUGUUAAGCUAUGA